Salmo salar (Atlantic salmon) is the source of this 2134-nucleotide messenger RNA. RefSeq names its product src-like-adapter 2. The record is from RefSeq and is a predicted model, not a curated record. NCBI's taxonomy places the organism in Eukaryota, Metazoa, Chordata, Actinopteri, Salmoniformes, Salmonidae. Gene Ontology annotation, molecular function: protein binding.
AAAUAAUUAAGAAUAAGGCUGUAACCUAGCCUAAUGUGGAAAAGGUCAUGGGUUCUGAAUACUUUCCGAAGGCACUGUAUUUAGUAGGCCUAUACUAAAUACAUGCUGAUUGCUAUAAUCCUGGGAAAAAAAGUAGUUUGUAAUUUUAAGCAGAAUAUUGAUCUUGUGUUUUUUGUGCAGCUAUGCAGAAAUAAAAUGUUAUUGACGUAUAACAUGUCAACCCUCCAUACACACACCCACACAUUGCUUUGAGUCAGGAGGAUGUCAGAGCCUUUGGCGUCACAGGAAGCUACUAGAGACAUAAAAACCUGGCCUCAUCCAGUGAGCCUCUGUCUUGUUUCUAUCUACCCCUUGGCCACAUCUGCGUAAAUUGAGUAGUCUCCUGAGCAACAGAGCAGAAGAGUGAGACGUAUUCUCUUUCAAUAAGCCUAUAGAGCCAUACAGACAUAUACUGUAGCUAGAGAACAGCUGGUCAUGGGGAAUUGCACCGUCAAAGUUCGAUCCAAUAUGCCAACCCUUGAGAAUCCAACUGAACCUGCAAUGUCAGACAAUAACAGGCCCAUGGUGGUGUCCCUUUAUGACUUCCCCUCCCAAGAUCCCUUGGAAUCCAGCAUCCGCAUGGGGGAGAGGCUCACUGUGUUAUCAGAUGAUGGGGAUUUUUGGAUGGUGCGAUCCACAACAACAGGCAAUGAGAGUUACAUCCCCAGCCACUACACUGCCAGAGUAAUAAACAGGUGGCAGUAUAACGGCAUCAGCAGGUUAAAUGCAGAGGAGCUGCUGCUGAUGCCACACAAUUACACAGGGGCUUUUCUGAUACGACAGAGUCAGACAAACACAGACACCUACUCGCUCUCGGUCCUUAGGAGGACCGACUCCUCGUACAUGGGCACAGUGAAACACUACCGCAUCCGUCGCCUCCAAAACGGCUGGUUCUACAUCUCCCCCAGCCUCACCUUCUACACCCUGGGCCAAUUGGUGGAACACUACUCUGAGUCAGCAGAUGGGUUGUGCUGUUUACUGAGGGAGCCUUGCAUCAUCCAAGGCUCAAACAAUACUACUAUGACCAGACCGUACCCCAAAGCUAUCAGGAGGCCCACCCUCAACUGGAAGGACGUAGACAGUUCAAUGAUCUUCAGUAAGGGCAGAGUGGAUUCAGCGGACUCUCUGGUGAGCAAGGGGCUGAGGGAGGCCAUGAGCUCAUACCUCUACAUGACAGAGGCCAGCUGACAGGACUGUGGCAAACACUGGGAUACCUGAUGAGAGGGAAGACUGAGAGUAAAAUAAUAAUACAUAAUACUGUCUGGUCUGCCGCUGCCCCGGCCCAACGGUACUAGGCCAGAAAGGGUGACCUAAACAAAAGCAUAGAGGAAGCUAAAAAGAAGUAAGCCUACCAUUUACAACCACAAUGAAAAAAUGAAAACUACAUGCACAAUUCAUGUCUUGAUGGUAAAAUGUGGGUUUGGGUUCAGGUAGCCACAAGGAGCCGUGUUACUUGGCACUUCUAAUGCUACUGGUUCUUGUUCUCAAGUGCAAGACCGAGUUUGGGAAACUGCUCCUUCUGGGGAGUGACAAUAUGGCCGACCAGUGGCCUUAAAGGCUCUUAUUGGCUAAUACAUAGUAUCAGCAAUCCAGGGUUUAUAUACAUUGGAUGGAACUCAAGAGGUCUUAUGAUGUGAGGAGGAGCACUUCCUUUUAGCUCAUGGAAAGUUUCAUACUGCUUCUCCACACAGAAACACCUAUGCAUUGGUCUAUUUUAAACCAAAGAAGGAAGAUCACUGAAAUACAAUAAUGUUGUAUCUGGACUAAAGGUAGAACCCAUUUUUAGUUUCAUAUGCAAUCUGUUUGUACGAAUGAAAUGCCAUGUAUGAGUAAAGGAUGUCACGCUGCUUGCAUAACAAGAAUCAAUUCCUCCCAUACCUGGCGCGAACUCGGGACUUCUGCCUUCCUAGGACACGUGACCACCCUCCUGAAGCAUCUUUCCACUCGACGCCACGCGAAAGGCGCAAAUGGAGACACUUAAGGCUGAGGAGUACAUUUCACACAUUCCCAUAUAACUUGAAACUAACUCAGACGUUUUUACCAGAAUGUGGCUGCGGGUGAGAAUGAGUAAUAAAUAAAUACAGUUCUGAGUGAC